CUAGUCAGCAGCCGGUCGAGUCAAGCUCAUAAAUUGUUCAAGGGAAAACAAUCGCGUCCCUGCAGUGCAAAGUGUCGCAGAAUAUGUAAAAUAAGCUUUUAUUCGAAACCGUGUUCUUGUGUUUUCUGUACCUCGAACCCGGGAACAACUUGAGCAACUGGUGAACAGCGAUUUUCAUUGACGGGACCGUCUCUGAAUGCUGUUCCGAUUAGUGACGUACGAAGAUAGACGUAUCUUUAACUAAAUAGAUUUGACCCGCCGAGAAUGAGUACGAACAAUAAGCAGGCUCUCUUCGCGUGCUCUAGGUGUUUCUCCAGACACCCUUUCGAGGAGCUAUCGUCCGGGCAACAGCUGUGCAAGGAAUGCAGAGGCGCAUUCCCUGUCGUAAAGUGUACCUACUGUAGAUCAGAAUUUCAGCAGACAAUAAAGGGUAACACUAGUACGAUAUGUAAAAAGUGUGAACAGAAUGUUAAGGCCUAUGGAAAGCCAUCAGCAUGCGAGUACUGCAAUACUAUUGCAGCAUUUAUUGGCAGCAAAUGUCAAAGAUGCACAAACUCGGAGAAACGUUAUGGGCCACCAGUGACCUGUGAACAGUGUAAACAGAAGUGUGCAUUCGACAGACAGGAUGAGGAUAAGAAGGUUGACGGCAAACUGCUGUGCUGGCUAUGCACGUUGUCAUACAAACGAGCUCUAGCCAAAACGAAACAAUCGGAUGCCGAAAGAAGGGCUCAUUUGAAACUGGCACAGCAACGCGCGGCGAAGCACAAGGAACAAAAAUUAAAAGGUCACAAUAAACGACCGCAAAGGGUGGACGUAACCAAGUUGCCACCACAAACCGAAUCCAAUGAAUCCAACGGACCUACUCCGGUCAAGGUGGCUCGAAUGGCAGGAGUCCAUGACCCCGACCCUAACAGUUCGGACCAUGUGGUCGCUGUCACACAACUCAAGGAGAAGAUCGCCCAUCUUCAGAAGCAGAUAUCCCUUAAAGAUGGACAACUUUUAUCAAAAGACAGACAGAUAACCGAAUUGAAGGCGAAAAAUUUCACGGCCGAGACAGAAUUACGUAAUAAAAUGAAGACUAGCGAGAAAGAGUAUGAGAACAAGAUCUCAAAUAUGCAACAUAAGAUCUCGAGUCUACUUAAGGAGGUAGCUUCCUUAUCAAAGAGUACGAAACGUGGCGACAGGGUCGCCGCUACCAAGAGCGAAGCAGGGACCAAUAGUGGGAGUGGAACCGACAGUCCUGUACCUUGAUAAGGUGGGUCCUCCACGUCAAGGGAUUUCUUUUAUACACACAUUCUAUUUUUUCUAUCUACUGCUUCCUAUUGAAUCACCAUUGGAUCACAACUGAUCUCACAGGGUCGUUUGUAUUUGAUUCUCAGAAUCUGAAAUUAUUCAUGAAUCGCGGGAGACCGAUUUGUCUCCAAAAAUUGUAACUACGUUAGGUCCGAAAGGUGGCUUUCGAGACACCACUACACUGUGUGUAUAAAUUAAUGGAGUACUGGUUUAGUGAACUUCGUCCUGGUGUGUCGUGAUAAAUUUCAGCGGGCUCCUGAUCGUCAGAUGGUUUUCCAGAAUUCCGCAGACGCAGCCACGCGAAAGGAGCUACAAGACUCGACGAGAUUUUCCGAAAUUCCUUUGAAAAACUCAGACUCCGGCCGUUUAUUAUGCACGCCCGCUGAAACGCGAUAACACGCGAUACUACGAUAAUUAGCUAAUUAUUUCUAAUUGACGAAUUUGUAUUAUUUUUUUUUAUUAAUUGCCUCCUAAAUGGAACGCGUCAGGCCCAGAACGCGCGGAACUGUCCCGUGUUGCGAGCCAAGUGCAAAUGUAAAUUAACGUGUUAACGAGUUAGUUAAUCAAUUACUCUCUUUACGUUACGGGGCUUCGUGAUAAUCGCAAGGCUUGCUCUGAAGGAGGCCAACUUUUAUCGUUGAUACGCAAUCGAGACUCCGUCUAAUAAGAUUUAGAGCGAGACAUAAAGAGGAAGGGCUUUGAUUACGUUUUCUACUGUUUGAAAAGGAUGCAAUUUUCGUGGAUAACGGUGCGCAAUGGUAAUCCAUGUUUCGGAUGGAUCGUUUAAUGAAACGUCUAUAAUAAUGCACCGAUAAACGAAAACAUUAUACAUUUUUAAGUAGGAUGUGUAGUCACGGCCAUUUUACUUUCUACGGCAAUGAUAUCAAUUUUCUUUCGCACCCAUUAAUCGGGCAAUCGCAGUAAUUAGAGAUUUAUUUUGUAAUACUACCUUCUAAUUGUUUGACACCGAUGACGUACUAGAACUAAAAAGAAAACGUUGAAGACACGUUCUAAGGUAUUUCUUCGACCCUUUCUUUUGUUUUUUACGUUGUCGAAAAGUCACGUAAGAUAAAUGUUUAAAAGGCUUCUUGGCCCGAUAAGAGUUUCAUUUUAUUCGACCGAGACGAUAGGGACGAGGUUGCCACGCGUCGAUGUGUUUUGCCGAUUCGAUGGAGAGAAAAAUUUUAUAAAUGUGUAUAAAAAUACCCGAUCCGUUGAAAAGAAAAGAGGAAAGAACUUUUGCCAAAUACGUGGCAAAAGGUUAGUCGAUUACGUGAGCAAAUUUCCGCGGUCAAAGGGAAGUACUAGCAAACUGUGGACAUCGUCGCGUUGGGAUAAUUAAAUAAAAAGUAAAAUGUCUUACGGAUAAUACGGUUGCUGCUGCGAAUUAAUAUUUAUGAUCAAUGUAACGACGAUGUUCUACAAAUGGUGAUUAUAGAGAACUUUACAAUAAAAUGACACGAAACUCUGCA
This is a messenger RNA of Orussus abietinus, 2765 nucleotides long. Its product is annotated as protein FAM76A. The record is from RefSeq and is a predicted model, not a curated record. NCBI's taxonomy places the organism in Eukaryota, Metazoa, Arthropoda, Insecta, Hymenoptera, Orussidae. The transcript has 6 exons. The coding region runs from base 265 to 1251 and encodes 328 amino acids.